Molecule: messenger RNA, 1937 nt
Organism: Pelodiscus sinensis (Chinese soft-shelled turtle)
Lineage: Eukaryota; Metazoa; Chordata; Testudines; Trionychidae
Gene: RAB11FIP2
Product: RAB11 family interacting protein 2
Biological process (GO): regulated exocytosis
Cellular component (GO): endosome; phagocytic cup
Molecular function (GO): small GTPase binding
Source: RefSeq, a predicted model, not a curated record
UUUUUUAAUGAUGUGAGGGGGGAAAACUGAGUAAAGAAGAGUUCAUUAAUUGUUGUGGAAGAAAAAGAAUAUAUGAGUGAUUUUUUUCUAUUUUUAAAAUUAGUAAUAGAACUGAAGGUGUUACUUUUUUGGAGGGAAAAUCGAAGCAAUGGUUAGUGUGUCUCAAAAAAACAAAAACAACCAAACUCAGUACUGAGAGAAAUAACGCUGGGACUUUCAUAGAUAUCCCUACUUUAAGUGCACUUAUGCAGUAACUAGAAGAUUUAGAAACUUUAUUGUGUUGCUACAACUACUGAACUCUUCAAAGAUGAUGUUGGCAGAGCAAGCCCAGACGUGGUUCCCAACCCACGUACAGGUUACAGUUCUUCAAGCCAAAGAUCUGAAGCCAAAAGGCAAAAAUGGCACCAAUGAUACCUACACUAUCAUACAACUGGGCAAGGAAAAAUACUCCACCUCGGUGGCUGAGAAGACCUUAGAACCAGUCUGGAAAGAAGAGGCAUCAUUUGAGCUCCCUGGAUUACUGAUGCAGGGGAAUCCAGAGAAAUACAUUCUUUACCUGAUUGUCAUGCACAGGUCGCUGGUGGGCCUGGAUAAAUUUUUGGGACAGGUGGCAAUAAAUCUUAAUGAUAUAUUUGAGGACAAGCAACGAAGAAAAACAGAGUGGUUUAGCCUAGAGUCAAAACAAGGAAAAAGAACUAAAGACAGAGGAGAAAUAAAGGUUAAUAUUCAAUUUAUGAGGAAUAAUAUGACAGCAAGCAUGUUUGAUCUGUCAAUGAAGGACAAAACAAAAUCUCCUUUUGCUAAACUGAAAGACAAAAUGAAAGGUCGAAAGAAUGAUGGGACACUUUCGGAUACAUCCUCUGCUAUCAUUCUGAGUUCUCACAUACCUGAUGCGAACAUUGAAAUGUCCAGUAAUGAAAUGCACAUGAAAUCAAAACCAAAAAAACCUUUUCUUUUGGGACCUCAACGAUUAUCUUCAGCUCAUUCAAUGUCUGAUUUAACUGGAUCACAUGUGUCUUCAGAAAAAAUGAAAUCCAGCACAAUUGGCCAUUCACACCUUUUCAGACGUCAGUUAGAACCUUUUAGUUCUGUUGAUGAAAGUGGAAAUCUAAAAUCUCCACAUAGAAGGACAUCAAGUGCUGAUACUUCUAAAAUGAACCAGAUUGACAAUACAGCUGAUAAAAGUGAAUCAGCAUCUCAAGCACAAAAUGACCCAUUUACAAAUGUGAGUGCUUCAUUGCCCCAAAAGUUUGCUACGCUGCCAAGACAGAAAAAUCCAUUUGAAGAAAGCCCUGCAUCAUGGGACCAAAACAUAAGUCUAUUUUCCAAGCCUGUUGAAAUAAAAAAAGAAAUAAAAAAAGAGAAAAAGGAAAAAGUUAGCCUUUUUGAACGAGUGACUGGAAAAAAAGAUAUCAAGAAGUUGGAUAAACUUAGCAAUGGGGGAUCAGACAGUUCCACUGACUUGAGAUCACCUAGUGCAUUUGGUGAAAGUCAUAAGGACAAUUUUGAUUAUGACUCACGUAAUCCAUUUACAGUGAACUUCAAGGCCACAAACAUGUUGCCAACAUCUAGUUUUAAUAUGAAAUCUGCAACCAUUGAAGACCACAGGAAAACAAGGGAUGGAAAUCCUUUUGAUGCCACUGCAGGGUACCGUAAUCUAACAUAUGAAGAAGUCUUGCAGGAACUGGUGAAACAUAAAGAACAACUUAAGAAGAAAGACACCCAUAUACGUGAACUUGAGGACUACAUUGAUAAUCUUCUUGUACGAGUAAUGGAGGAAACGCCUAGUAUUCUCAGAGUGCCAUAUGAACCUUCUCGAAGAGCUGGCAAAUUUUCCAAAAACUAAGGCAAAAACACUUGAUGGUUCUUUUUAUUGAAUGUGGUAGUGCAAGUACGUUGCACUACACAUUUUGAUUUCUUAAUGUUCUAUUUUCCAC